AUGGGAGGAAAACAUUUGUGCUUGAUUUUAGUUUUAGCAUUUUCAAUAUUUGCAUCAAAUUCAAAUUCUCUUCCUCUCUCAAGCAACAAGAGAUGGAUAGUAGAUGAGUCAGGGAAAAGGGUGAAGCUACAUUGUGUCAAUUGGUCAAGUCACCUAAAUGCAAUGAUAUCUGAAGGACUUGACAAAAUACCAUUAAAAAAGUUUAUAGCCCAAUUGAAAGAAUUAGGGUUUAAUUGUGUUAGAUACACAUGGGCAACACAUAUGUUUACACGUUAUUCAACUUAUAAAGUUGGAGAAACUUUUGAUAAAUUGAAUCUCCAUGGUAUUAGGUUAGGAAUUGGAUUUUAUAACCCUUCUUUGGAGAAUGUUACUGUUGUUGAUGCAUUUGAUUUUAUAAUUGAUGAGUUUGGGAAACAAGGUAUGAUGGUGUUGGUUGAUAAUCAUGUUAGUGAUCCUAAAUGGUGUUGUGACAAUAAUGAUGGAAAUGGAUUCUUUGGUGACCAAUAUUUUAACCCUCAAGAAUGGUUAAAAGGACUUUCUAAUGUUGCCAAUCGUGUCAAAGCAAAACCUCAGGUUGUGGCAAUAGGGAUGAGAAAUGAAUUAAGAGGUCCAAAUCAAGACAAAAACAAUUGGCUCAAGUACAUGAGCCAAGGAGCUACAAUUGUUCACAAAGCAAAUCCAAAUGUUUUAGUCUUUGUUUCUGGCUUAAACUAUGACACUGAUUUAAGUUUCUUGAAGACAAAUCCUCUAAAUGUUAGCAUAGGGAACAAAUUGGUGUAUGAGGUACAUUCCUAUGCAUGGUCAUAUGGGUCAGCAAAUGAUUGGAAUAAGCAACCAGUGAACCAAAAAUGUGCCAAUGUAAUGAAUAAGUUGAAUGACAAGGCAGGGUUUCUCAUGAGUGGUUCCAGCCCAAUGCCAUUGGUUAUGAGUGAAUUUGGUAUGAACAUGAGUGAUAUAGAUGAUAAAAAUCAAAGAUUCAUGUCUUGUAUGUUGGCCUAUCUUGCAGGGGUAGACUUGGAUUGGGCUUUGUGGGCUGCACAAGGUGCUUACUAUAUAAGAGAGAAAAAACUUAUUGUGAGUGAACAUUAUGGUAUAUGGAAUUAUGAUUUUAGUACACUUCGAUAUUCGAAAUUCUCUCAAAGGUUUCAACUUGUGCAAAAGAAGCUUCUAGAACCAAGUUCAAAUUCAAUCAAGUCCUACAUAAUAUAUCAUCCAUUAAGUGGACAAUGUGUGAGAGUUAACAAUAACCUUGAGCUUGAAUUGGGUGAUUGUGAUGGGAAAAGUAAGUGGAAUAAAGAAGGGCAACAAAUCAAAUUAGUUGGAAGAGGUGCAUGCAUAGAAGCAAUUAGUGAGGGAUCAAUACUAAAGCUCUCAACUAAUUGCAAGAGCAAGCAAAGCUUUUGGAAAACAUUAUCAGCAACUAAUCUUCAUUUGAGUACUUUGGAUGGAAAAGGGAAAAAUUUAUGCUUGCAAAGGGAAUCAUCUACUUCACCUAAGAUUGUUACAAAGAAAUGCAUUUGUGUGGAUGAUAACCCUACUUGUUUGGAUGACCCUCAAAGUCAAUGGUUUCAACUAGUUACAACAAAUGUGUAA
Molecule: messenger RNA, 1593 nt
Organism: Trifolium pratense (red clover)
Lineage: Eukaryota; Viridiplantae; Streptophyta; Magnoliopsida; Fabales; Fabaceae
Product: glycosyl hydrolase 5 family protein-like
Exons: 3
Coding region: 1-1593 (530 amino acids)
Molecular function (GO): hydrolase activity, hydrolyzing O-glycosyl compounds
Source: RefSeq, a predicted model, not a curated record